CUAUGAUUAGAAAUAGAAAGCGUAAUAUUAUUUUUCGUUUUUUCCUCGAAGAAAGACUCUUACUCGAAGUUUGUUCAGUAUAUAGUCACUCAUCGCAUAGGAAGUUGCAACCUUUUGGUGCAUUGACUCAUGGCAAACCAGGUUGUAGAGAAAGGGUCUGAUCCUCGUAGCUUGAUCACAUCCCUUCAUUGGAGGAACUUCAUCGAUUCUCAAUGGAAGGAUGCAAAUUAUAAACGAAGAGCCAUUGCAAGCCUUAUACAGGCAGUGUACUUGCUUGAGCAAGAUAGACAAGAGAAGAGAACUCAAGAAAAUUCUCUAGCACCAGAAUUUUGGAUUCCCUUAAAGUAUAAGCUUACACAAAUACUGAUUGAUGAAAGAGAUGGAUCCAUUUUUGGUGCAAUAUUUGAAUGGGAUCGGCUCGCAGCAUUGUCUGAGUUCAAGCCAUUUAAACCAAUUGGUGCCCCGAGAGCUGUUUUAGCACUCAGAGGAACAUUGAUAAGAGUCCCUACAAUGCGAAGAGAUUUUGUAGAUGGUUUCCGUUUUGUUGCUUGGGAAAGCUUGAAGGACUCUGUGAGGUUUAAAGUAGCUACAUAUGCGGUAAAAUCGGUUUGUGAUAAAUAUGGAAGCAGAAAUGUAUGCAUUGCAGGGCAUUCUUUAGGCGCUGGAUUCGGUCUUCAGGUGGGAAAGGAAUUGGCAAAGGAAAGAGUUAAUGUGGAAACACAUGCAUUUAAUCCUCCUUCGGUUUCACUUGCUAUGAGUCUUGGAAAUAUUGGAGAAAAGGCUGAGUAUGUUUUGAAUAGAAUCAAAUAUAUACUUCCUUCGGGUAUCGAGGCUGAAGUCAACAACAGCGUGGACGAGACUUACAUUAUACGAUUGAAGAAGAUGAUACCUCGGUUAUCUUGUUUGAUGGAUACUAGUUUAGGAAUAAGAAAUUGGGUUCCUCAUAUUUAUGUUAACAAGAAUGAUUGGAUCAGUUACUUUUAUAUUCUAUCCCAUGGAACAAAAGAGGAGGUCGCCGAUGUGGAAAAAUUGGAUCCUACAAUUGAGCAAAAUGAAGCCAAGUUGUUUGUUGUCUCAAUGGAAGACCAGAAGUUUCUCGAGGCUCAUGGCCUGAAGCAAUGGUGGUCAAAUGAUAGUAAUGUAGAGCUUAAGCAUGGUAACCACAAUAACAAACUCAUAAGCAUGCAACUUAAAUCUUUGAACGCUAGUACACCUUCUCAGGUAGUACUUUUCUAUUAUCCACGCUAUGUUUCAUUACCUACUAGUUGCAUAAAUAUUAGAGAAGCUUCGGAUUAUGUUUGGAUCAGUAUACUUAAAUGCAUGCCACGUCAUAUAAGUGGUAAAGCUCAAAUCAACAAUGAUGGAGAUGUGAGUUCAGGUAUAGGUUUGGUGAGUUGGAAUUGGAUACCCUCAUUAUCUGGCUUGAAGAAUACCGGUUAUUGGGUGUGCAAAUGGAUUCCUCGCAUGUAUGUUGGUGCCGAAGAGAAGAUGGUUGGAAAGGAGAAUAUGGAUCCCGAAGACGGCCAAGUUACUCCAAAAUUGCUUAUUUUCUCGAAGCUCUAAAGUAAAAUGGUGAAGUACCGGUGCACCCGUACUCAUGGUGCUUUUGUUUUUUAUCAUUUCAUUUCGAGUGAAAAUUUGUUGCCGGAUCUGUAUGCUAACAUGUCAUUUGACUGAUUCUGGCAUGAGAUACGAUGGUUGACAAGGAAAACAAGGAUCCUUUGCAUUUGCAAUAACAUAGAGAAAGUCUCAAUCUUAACAAUGCAGUCUGCUACAUGUCAUUUUUUUCAGGUGUGCUAUGUUUAUAUGUAUGUUUUGGUAUGAUAUUAUUGAUAACUUUCAUUUCCUAAACAUAAUUAAUUUAGAACAAGAGUAUGUUUAUUUUCUGACUUCAUCUUUUAUCUGUAAAAUGAAUUGAAACAAUAAUUUCAACUUCAUCUAAAAGGAUACUUUCAAAGAUCUGCAAUUAGUAAAAGUAUUAUAAACCUUGGUGUGCAGAGAGAAUGCAGUUGAAAGGUGAAGCAUAACUAUAACUAACACAAGGGGAAAUCUGGCUCCACAUAUACUUUCAUCUCAAUGAGCAUUACUUUACCAUGAUAAGUAGAAUAAUUGAAACAAGAUGCAAUAAAAGAAAAGCAUAAUUUUCAAGCCCUGUGAUUAGUCAUACCAGUUUCAUGCUUAAACUCUAUUGGAAAUACUUGUUGAUAAGCAUAAAGUUUGAGGGGAAAUGGAAAAUUCA
Molecule: messenger RNA, 2239 nt
Organism: Vicia villosa (hairy vetch)
Lineage: Eukaryota; Viridiplantae; Streptophyta; Magnoliopsida; Fabales; Fabaceae
Product: GDSL esterase/lipase At4g10955-like
Exons: 2
Coding region: 130-1563 (477 amino acids)
Source: RefSeq, a predicted model, not a curated record